Notolabrus celidotus (New Zealand spotty) is the source of this 882-nucleotide messenger RNA. Its product is annotated as zinc finger BED domain-containing protein 4-like. Lineage: Eukaryota; Metazoa; Chordata; Actinopteri; Labriformes; Labridae. The coding region runs from base 1 to 882 and encodes 293 amino acids. The transcript is spliced from 5 exons. The record is from RefSeq and is a predicted model, not a curated record.
AUGAGAAUAAGGAGGAAACUAGAGCUUUACCCAGCCAAGGAUGAAGAGCUGGAUGAAGCCCUCGUCUCCAUGAUAGUGAAGGACACACAGCCCUUCAUUGUUGUUGAUGACGUUGGAUUUCGGACAUUUGUGUCCAAACUGGAUCCCAAUUAUAUUCUCCCUACAAGGCAGGCUCUGAAGGCCAUGGUGGAGGCAAAGUAUGAGACAGCUAAGGAGAAGGCUAAGGCUAAAGUGGAAAAGGCGGCUGCUGUUAGCCUUACAUCAGACAUGUGGACAUCCAUCCACAUGGAUGCCUACCUGGCUGUGACAUGUCAUUUUGUGGGAGAGAACACCAGGCUGGAUUCAGUGCUGUUGGGAGUGCAGGCAUUCCCCCAAUCGCACACUGCUGAAAAUAUAGCUUGUGUGAAAGCCUCCAUGAUGGAGGAAUGGGGAAUUUCUAAUAAGGUGACAUGUAUGGUCACUGACGGUGCUCCCAAUAUGGUUGCGUGUGUGAAAGAGCUGAAGCUUCGGCACCAUAUUUGCAUAGCACACACACUGAAUCUGGUGGGGAAGAAGGCGCUUGACCAGCACCCUGUGGUCUCUGGCAUCCGGGCCAAAGCAAGGAAGCUGGUUGGCUACUUUAGAAGCAGCACCACUGCUAAGGAGAAGCUUACACAAGUGCAGUUCCAUCUGGGGAUGGAACAAAAGAAGCUGAUGCAAGAAGUGGAGACCAGGUGGAACAGCACUUCUUUGAUGCUGCAACGUUUGGUGGAGCUGAGGGAGCCAGUAGGAGCAGUGUUAGCUGGGCUACAACAUGACCUGGCCUUUUUCACAUCAGAUGAAUUUAACAUUAGUUGUCAGCAGAAGAAAACGUGUCUGCCUCCAAAAUCGUACCCCUCUUGA